Aegilops tauschii subsp. strangulata is the source of this 786-nucleotide messenger RNA. The record is from RefSeq and is a predicted model, not a curated record. Lineage: Eukaryota; Viridiplantae; Streptophyta; Magnoliopsida; Poales; Poaceae.
AUGGCCGCCGUGACCCGGCGCCUACGAGGGCGGACGGACCGGAUCCAGGCCUUCGCCCAGGCCGAGGUCGAGGCGACGCAGGAGCUGGAGCGCGCCGUUGUCGAGACGCACCGGCGUCUCAAGGAAAGGCUCGCCGCCAAGGAGGAGGAGCUCCGUGCCGCGGCAGCCGAGGAGCAGCUGGCGGGUGACAAGGGCCGCCUCGAGGCCGAGGUGGAGCGCCUCAAGGCGGAGGUCGCCAAGGUUGUGGAGGCACAGCAGGCCCUUGCCGAGGCGGACCAGCAAUGUGGCAAGCUGGCCGACGACAAGGGGCAGCUCCAGGCCGAGGUGGAGCGCCUAAAGGUGCUGGUGGCCACGGGGAAGGAGACCCGGCAGGCGGAGACCAGGCGCCGCGAGGAGGCCGUGAAGCUGGCCGAGGACAAGGACGCCGAGCUGAAGGCGACCCUUGCCAAGGUCGCCGAUCUGGAGAAGACGCUCCAGGAGCAUGACCGCACCAUCGUCCAGGUGCGGCGCGGGGCCUUCCCGGAGACCCGCCAGCUGGCGGAGGAGGCGAGCCAGCUGCAGGCGGAGGCCGGCCGGAUUGCUGCUCGGGCCAGCUUCAUCGUCGGGUUUGCCUUCCACGACGAGUUCCGGCCGGAGCGGGCGGAAGAUGGCGGAGUCGUGCCUGCUGACGACUACAGUUUGCUUCUGGACGACCUGGAGGGCAGCUCUGAGGAGACGGACGUCUACCGCGACGCGGACGCUCGGGAGGAGGAUAGCGGCACCUCAGCGGACCCGGGAGCUGCGUGA